Molecule: messenger RNA, 504 nt
Organism: Pelmatolapia mariae (spotted tilapia)
Lineage: Eukaryota; Metazoa; Chordata; Actinopteri; Cichliformes; Cichlidae
Product: septin-7-like
Exons: 1
Coding region: 1-504 (167 amino acids)
Cellular component (GO): septin complex
Molecular function (GO): GTP binding
Source: RefSeq, a predicted model, not a curated record
AUGUACCCCUGUCAGACAGUUCAAAUAUUCGUAGAGUUGAAGGACAUCAUCAACAACGUCCACUACAAGAACUACCGCAGUAAGAAAAUUGCUGCGGUCACGUGUAACGGAGUGGACACCUCCAAGACCAAGGGCCAGCUCACCAAGAGUCCCCUGGCUCAGAUGGAGGAGGAGCGCAGGAAGCAUGUGAUGAAAAUGAAGAAGAUGGAGGCAGAAAUGGAACAGGUGUUUGAGAUGAAAGUCAAGGAGAAGAAGCAGAAACUGAAGGACUCAGAGGCUGAGCUGGAGCGACGCCAUGAGCAGAUGAAAAAGAACCUGGAGGCGCAGUUCAAAGAGCUGGAGAAGAGGCGAGUGUUCGAGGAGGAGAAGGCCAGCUGGGAGGCUCAGCAGAGAAUCCUCGAGCAGCAGAAGCCGGACGCCUCCAAGACGAUGGAAAAGAACAAGAAGAAAGGAAAGGAGCUGAGGCAUGGUCUCACCGCAAACUGGGAAAAACUAAACUGGUAA